Messenger RNA from Paralichthys olivaceus (Japanese flounder), 5379 nucleotides. It is a transcript of the gene lonrf4, whose product is annotated as LON peptidase N-terminal domain and ring finger 4. The record is from RefSeq and is a predicted model, not a curated record. NCBI's taxonomy places the organism in Eukaryota, Metazoa, Chordata, Actinopteri, Pleuronectiformes, Paralichthyidae. Gene Ontology annotation, molecular function: protein binding; ubiquitin protein ligase activity.
AUAGCAGCUAAAAUAAUAAGGUAAAAGCUAUUUGGUAAAGCAUGUUUUAAGAGUUUCUCAGGUAAACUACUCCAUACGGUUGGGGGCCUGACAGCAAAGGCCCUGUCACCUUUGGUCUUCAGUCCUGAGCUUCAUUAAAAGAGGUAGAAACGGCAUUUUGUUGUGAAUUUAACAACUAUUUUUCACUACAGCCUUUUCUAGCAUCUGCUGAGGAAUUGCUGUUUGGGGUGCGCAUAAAGCAAAUGCUUUACCUCAUCUUUAAAGUACAUAUUUCUCAAAGGUGGUGUGGUUGCCUAAUAGUCCUCUUAAAGCAACUUGCUGCAAUAAUAAUGUUUAAAAGUGUGUUUGGCCAGCCGCCGCCUCUGGCCUCAUUUCAAUGACACUCCAUGAGACAGGUUCCACCUGACUUGCACUGACUUGUGUAACACAUGAACACUGGUUGUUUAUGGUUAUAACACAGCUCGGCUCUGCAGUUCGUCUUGUCCUUCCUUAAAAAGCACAAGAUACAGCACCUCCAGACAAACAUGUCAACCCCAUUAACAGCCUUACAUCAGGUGCACGUGGUUUCUAUGUCAGGGUAUGUUAAUGCAAAACAAGUGAGGAUCACCACCACUGGGCUUAUGUCACUAUCACCACCUCGCCCCUGUCUGAUCUCAUCUGCUGCUGCUGCUGCUGCAGUUGGGAUUCCCUUCAGUCUCCAUGCAACCGCGUCAGCAUUAGCACGCUAACCUGUCGCACGAAGCCACUGAUUCAGUACAAAUUAAACCGGGUAAAAAAAGAAAAGAGGAGCAUCUUUGUCGCAGGACUUAUGUUAUGAAACUCUGCAUCCUUUGGUUUCACAACAGGGCUAAAAGGCGUGCGCUCAGCCAAUGGGAGGGCGCGUCGCUGCGUCACGUGGUCUUUUAUUUAUGUAAUGUAAUGGUGUAACACAGUAACAGCGCCGAGGCUGAGCGUGUACGUCGGGUUAAGAUCGGACACGGACCUGGAUAUAAGAAAUAUCCAUGUGCACCUCUUCUUCUUCUGCGGGUCGUGUGUGGAGUCUGCAGCGGACUUCUGCUUCUUCGCUCGUUUUACUCCAGCUGCUCUGAGAGGGGAGCUGCCGUGCGUCUCACGGUAAAACCACCACGUUAGCGCUGGAAAUGGAUCAUGCCAGUUUUAUGCGUAAAGGACAUUACUGAGGUGAGCGUGUGACAGCAGGAGUGAGCAUUAGUCGAGCUGGACCCGAGCCGGUGGGUGAUCACAGAGGAGGGGGACUCACUGACCGUGUCUGGCUGUCAGCGUGUUAUUUAAAUGGUCCGUGCACGACCACCACUGUUACUACUUCUUAGAAACCGUCCACAUCUCCCCAAAGCUGCGUCUCUUCCCUUCUUCUGACCGACAUAACCGCAGCCAGCCCCUUCCCCAUGGAUCUCCUGGAGUGUCCCCUGUGCCUCUUCCUCAUGACCGAGCCGGUGACCGUGUCGUGCGGCCACUCGUUCUGCCGGAGGUGCGCGGUCGGAGGAUUCCUCCCGUCCAAGUGCCCGGCGUGCAAAGCGAGGCUAAAACAAAGGGAGGUGAGGGCCACCAAGAACAACGUCCUGCUCAUCGGCGUCGCGGAGAAGUGCUGCCCGGACCCGACCCGGACCAUGUGCCACAUCCAGGAGAAGCUGAGAGCCAGCGCAUUCCCCGAGGCUUUACGCAUCGCCAGCGAGGGGCUGGACACGGCCCCAGAUGACCUGAGUUUGAAGUUGUACAGAGCAGAAGCUAACUGUGGCCUGAUGCGUUUCUCUGAUGCUCUGACAGACCUCGACUACCUCUGCUGCCUUCGACCCAACUGGACCGAGGGCUUCUUUCGUAAAGGGAAUGUACUGCUGGAGAUGGGUCAGCAGACAGACGCUCUCAUCCAGUUCCACCACUGCCUCAAACUGCAAACCGACUUUGUUCCUGCAAAGAGUCAAAUCAAGAAGAUCCUGGAGGCAGAGGGCAUGGCGGUGCCGGAGGAGGUAUCCUGCAUCCUGCAGAUUGUAUCAGAGUACCUGAAAGAGCCCUGCCCCAUCACCAGCCUCAGUGGCUCUCAGGGGCCGCUGCAUCCUGAGGCCCUCAAACAUCCACUCGGAGAAGAGGGAGAAGGUAAAGGGAGGAGAGAGACACACCAGAUGAAACACGACACAGGUACGGAGUGCUGCCUCAGCCUCUGCCAGGCGGUGUCCUUCCUCCCUGCAGCUGAAGAGGACGAGGAAAUGAUGAUGAGGAAAGAAGAUGAACAUGGUGAAAGUAGUCAGCGCAGAGUGAAAACUCUGGGUGUUCUCACUGUGUCAGAUUUUGAGUGCCCUCUCUGCAUUAGGUUGUUCUUUGAGCCGGUCACGACUCCCUGUGGUCACACCUUUUGUAAAAACUGCAUAGAGAGGAGUCUGGACCACAACCUCCGCUGUCCACUCUGCAAACAGCCGCUGCAAGAGUACCUAAAAAACAGGAAGUACAACCCCACGAUUUUGCUUCAGGACAUCAUGAACCAGCGUUUCCCAUCACAGUUGGCUGAGAGGAAGCAGGUUCACGAUGCUGAGAUGGCUGAACUGUCCAAUCUCAAUAAGGACAUCCCUAUAUUUGUUUGCACGGUGGCUUACCCUGGAGUCCCCUGCCCCCUGCACAUUUUCGAGCCUCGGUAUCGGCUGAUGAUGCGACGCUGCAUGGAGACAGGCACCAAGAGAUUUGGCAUGUGCAGCUAUGAGCAUGGCAAAGGGUUUGCUGACUAUGGCUGUAUUCUGGAGAUCCACAGUCUUGAGUUGCUGCCUGAUGGACGGUCUUAUGUGGACGCUGUGGGUGGCAGCAGAUUCAGGGUGCUUAAGAGAGGUCAGAGAGACGGUUACCACACUGCUGACAUAGAGUACCUGGAGGACCUCAAGGUUGAUGAUAGUGAGUUAGAGCUUUUGCAGCAUCUCCAUGACAGUGUGUACCAGCAGGCUCAGGAAUGGUACCUGCGCAUGGGCAGCCGCAUUCGUGAGCAGAUCGACAGACAGUACGGCACCAUGCCAGAAAAGGAGGAAAACAUUCAGUCCUCAUCCAACGGCCCAGCCUGGUGCUGGUGGCUGCUGUCUGUCCUGCAGCUGGACCCAGCCUAUCAGACCACUGUCCUGUCCCUGACCUCGCUCAAAGACCGCUUGGGACACCUCCGCCUCGUUCUUGAGUACUUCUCCCAGAGCUAGACUCCGCAGCACAGCGUUUUACUGACGCACAGAUAAAUGGAGUGAAACCGUUGAAUGCACUCACACCACAGAGUUUUGGGACUUUAUUUUGUGUUUUUUUUUUUACUACUCUGAAUCAUAGAUGGACUGUUAUAAAAGCAGCUCGAGGCCAAAUCACCUAGUCUAAAGGUGCAAGGGUUGUUCUCUUAUAAAACAGAGCAGUUGUGCAGGUGUUGGAUUUUUGCUGUUUGAAAUUGCAUAUGUUUUCUUUCUUACACCAUCUUCUACCCUGGGAAUUCUUAAUUGCAGGGUUGACCAAAGAUGCUUCUUAUUUAUGGUCAUCAAAAAGUGGUUAAUUAUUAUAGUGUUAUUAUUUGUGGAUAAAAUAAGUCGUUUUCUAAAUAAUAAUAUGGAAGGUCGACACUAGGUGUCACUGUUUUUUCACCAGUUAUUACAAACAGCAUCACCUGAGCUACUACAGUAUAGUGAUAUUAGUGUCCUGCAUUGACUCAGUUCAAUUUAAACUCUUUGCAUUAGUAAAGCUAAGUUUGAAGUGAGAAUAAACAUCAAUAGCACAACACAAUUAGUGGAAAGGUUUUCAGGACUAUAUGCACAUACGAGGAUUAAACUUCAUGCUUUGCAGGUGAUUGUUUUGAGUGAUUACCGUUUGCUGGAGGGCUUUAUUUGCUUUUUAGUUGCAUCUAUUGGCCUUGACAGCAAUUGACUGUGACUCGUUUUAAUGCCAUUCAGUAAUCCCAAAAGAUCCCUAUUUCCUAUUAGUAAAUAUUGCAAUAAUAAUUUGAAGUGUCACUUGGAAUAGCAGCAGCUGGAGGAAUUUCUUUUUAUGAAUGAACUCUGCUGCUGUUGUCAUCUUCUGGUGAAAAAAGAAAAGGAGAUUGAUUUGGGUGAUUCAGGCGUACCAGCUUUGUUUUUUACGUAUGAACCAGUGUGAUGAUGUGUGUUGAUUUGGCUGAUGUGGAUGCAGCACUAUAUGUUUGAGUGUCAUCGUCAGUCGACGUGAUAUUGUGCGAGCACUGAUACCAGCUGGUGUCACGUCCGCUGCCUUUAAAUGCAGAGACAGAGCGUGAUACAUCUCCUGUGCAGGGACUGGUGUAGAUUUGCCUGGUGGUCAGACUUGGACUGAGCCCCCCUGUGGUGGCUCUGUGUGGGUGGGCCACCACACCUACUGUACCUCUGGCCCCUAACUCUUGCUCAGCGUGUGCUUGGCCCUUCUAACAACCCACCAUGGUGCCCCCGAGUGCCUGGGCCAGACAAACUGGAGACCUGCAAGUCUUAGUCAUAACAUUAUAAGGACAUACAUGUGAUUUUUGUCAUUGUCAUAUUUUUAGUGCUACAUUCCAUAGAAUGUUAAAUCUACAAUGUUACGUGGAGUUAUUUCACAAUCACUAACAAGUACGGGCGUAACUGGGUGAAACGAGAGUUGAUGUGGUUUAUUUUCUAUUUUUCUGUGUAAUGUGUUUAAAAGCUAGUGUGUAACUUUCUGUGCGUACACGGACACUGACAUCGAUUUCACCAUCAAAGUGUGCAUGCAAGGCUUCGUGUGGACAUCUGCAAUGUUUACCCUCUGAUUUGUUGUGUCGCAUCUUGACAAGAGAAGCAACAGUGCAUGCACUCCUCCGAGCCAAACGAUAAAAGAUUUACAUAAAACUAUGUGUCCAAAAGUGAAUUUAACUGAGGCCUUAUAAGGACAGUUUGUGGAAUUAAAUCUUUGUAUGUCUACAUCACAGCCUGAUUUAGGCUCUGGCCCUCAUGCCGUUUGUAUGGUGGACAGUGAAUGACCGUGUUUUCGUGGCCAACAUAUCACUUUUAAACAGAAUCAGACUUAGUGCACCAAUCACACUUAAACAGUAAGAUUCUCCCUUAUGUGUAUAUAUAUUGUAGCUUAGAAUACUAGAGGACAAAUGGACGGACUGUAUGGACACUGGGGCAGCAGUGACCAUCUGAAUUACUACAACCUGGGCACUAACAAUUUACUUGAGGAGAACAAACACUGUUUUUUACUAUUUCUUAACAUGGGGUUGUUUGACGUCAAGGUUUCUGAAGCUGAAUCUGGGAAUAAGAUCAGAGCCUCAAGACUUUAAUGUGCCAGUUACCACACCUUUUCUCCACAGCUGCUGAUUUCACUGAAAAAAAAGGAUGCACCAUAAAGCUGAAUUUCCUUCAACCAGAUACGAAUAAAGCUCACUUGAAUCAAAAA